CGGGGCCCAGGGGUAGCGAGGCCCAGGGCGCAGCCUGGGGAGUGAAACGUCCCAGGCACUCUGGGGUGCACAAAGCGCAGGCGCAGUGGGUUGGGUGGCAGCAGCAUCAAGUAGCGGCCGUUUUGCCAGCAGCAUCCGCAACAGGUGUAGACAGGUGCCGCCUGAUUCCAUCCUGGAAAGUCCUUUUGAAGAAAUGGCCCUGGUGAGGGGCGGCUGGCUGUGGAGACAGAGCUCCAUCCUCCGCCGCUGGAAGCGGAACUGGUUCGCCCUGUGGCUGGAUGGGACCCUGGGCUACUACCAAGACGAGACUGCGCAGGAUGAGGAGGACCGCGUGCUCAUCCACUUCAAUGUCCGAGACAUAAAGAUCGGCCAAGAGUGCCAUGAUGUGCAGCCCCCAGAGGGCCGGAGCCGAGACGGCCUGCUGACGGUGAACCUACGGGAGGGUGGCCGCCUGCACCUCUGCGCAGAGACGCGGGAUGACGCCAUAGCAUGGAAGACAGCGCUGAUGGAGGCGAACUCCACCCCGGCCCCAGCUGGAGCCACCGUCCCUCCCAGGAGCCGCCGGGUUUGCCCCACGGUCAGGUGUGUGACCCGCUCAUGGAGCCCCUGUAAGGUUGAGAGGCGGAUCUGGGUGCGUGUCUACAGCCCGUACCAGGACUACUAUGAGGUGGUGCCCCCCAACGCGCACGAGGCCACAUAUGUCCGCAGCUACUACGGACCGCCCUACGCAGGCCCUGGCGUGACGCACGUGGUAGUGCGGGAGGAUCCCUGCUACAGCGCGGGCGCCCCGCUGGCCAUGGGCAUGCUCGCCGGGGCCGCCACGGGCGCCGCGCUCGGUUCGCUUAUGUGGUCGCCCUGCUGGUUCUGAGCCCUGGAACUCGGAGCGUGGACCCUGUGCAUAGACCAACAGUCCCCUUUUCCUCCUUGACCUCAUCCUCUGCCAUCUAAGCCCUGACCCACUUUGGCCCCUCCUUUCCAUUAGCCCCUUCUAGGCUUGGAUCGUCCCUCUACUCCGCCCCCCUCAACCCCCAUCGGAAGAAGCUAUCACCCCAGGCACAAACACAGCUCAAAGUCCUUUAUCUACCGCUAGACACCCCAGAAAUCCGUUAUAGACACAUGGAUAUGCUUCCUCCAAACACAUCAAGACACAGAAAACACAACUCACAUGGCUUCAAGUUCCCCAGGCGCUGGAGACACAGGAGUCAGGUUCUUUCCUCUGGCAGCUCCAGGCUUGGUGGGGAAAACACGAGUAAGCAAACACUUGACAACGCAGAGCAAUCAGUCCUUUGACACAUGAGAGCAGAGAGGGAGGAAAGUAGGCUAGGAGUAAGGUUGUUGGCAAGAGUGCAGAACCAUGAACAUCAUGGCAUGUCCAAGGAAUGGAAGGGGAGUUCAGUUGGGCUGGGGUUGGGGCAGGGGUCAGAUCACAGUGGCCUUCCAGGCUAAGGAGCUUGCUGGGUAAAGGGGAGAUGUGAACUUUUUGGAGGGAAGUUUCAUGAUUGCAUUUUUUGUUUUGUUACUAAUGACAUACCCAAAUCUAAACACUUCCUGGUUUUAGUCCCACCCUUCCCACUACCAGCUUCCUGGGUCUCCUGUUCCAUCAGUACUCAGAAAGCACCUGUUUCCCAUGUCAGGGUGCCUGGGGCGGCAACUGAGCUGAACCUGGGGUCCCCUUGCUGGGGGGAGGGGAGUUUUGUUUGGGACCUCCAGCCCUAGGAUGGUGCCUCCAUCAGAAAAUGCAUUUCUGGUCCCCAGGAGCUUGACCCUCUGUUCAUAGCUGUCGCUGUCACCAUCUCAGGCUUUGUCUCUUCCUUCACUUUGGGGAAGAUGGCAGUGUUCACCUCUGGGGCCUGAUCUACCUUUGUCUCAA
This is a messenger RNA of Equus caballus (horse), 1870 nucleotides long. It is a transcript of the gene PLEKHB1, whose product is annotated as pleckstrin homology domain containing B1. Gene Ontology annotation, biological process: regulation of cell differentiation. Gene Ontology annotation, cellular component: membrane. The record is from RefSeq and is a predicted model, not a curated record. Lineage: Eukaryota; Metazoa; Chordata; Mammalia; Perissodactyla; Equidae.